Messenger RNA from Merops nubicus (carmine bee-eater), 722 nucleotides. It is a transcript of the gene MECR, whose product is annotated as mitochondrial trans-2-enoyl-CoA reductase. Gene Ontology annotation, biological process: fatty acid metabolic process. The record is from RefSeq and is a predicted model, not a curated record. Gene Ontology annotation, molecular function: trans-2-enoyl-CoA reductase (NADPH) activity. Lineage: Eukaryota; Metazoa; Chordata; Aves; Coraciiformes; Meropidae. The transcript has 7 exons. The annotation marks the transcript as partial. Gene Ontology annotation, cellular component: mitochondrion.
GGACGUGGAGGACAGAGGGCGUGUUCCCCGAGCAGGCGCUGCUGAAGGUGCCCGCGGACAUCCCGCUGCCCUGCGCCGCCACCCUCAGCGUCAACCCCUGCACGGCGCUCCGCCUGCUGGCCGACUUCGAGACCCUGGCGCCGGGUGACUCUGUCAUCCAGAACGCUGCCAACAGCGGCGUGGGCCAGGCCGUCAUCCAGAUCGCCAGGGCCUCCGGCGUCAAGACCAUCAACGUGGUGAGGGACAGGCCUGAUCUCCCAAAGCUGGUGGAGAGGCUGAUGGCUCUGGGUGCAGACCACGUCAUCACAGAGGAGAUGCUGAGAAAGCCAGAGAUGAAAGAGAUCUUUAAGAGCAUCCCGAAGCCUCGGCUCGCCCUGAACUGCGUCGGAGGCAAGAGCACCACGGAGAUGCUGAGGCACCUGCAGCCCAAGGGGACCAUGGUCACCUAUGGGGGGAUGGCAAAGCAGCCUGUGAUGGUGCCUGUGAGCGCCUUCAUCUUCCGGGACCUGCGGCUCCGCGGCUUCUGGGUGACUCAGUGGAGGAAGGACCAUGCCCAGGACCCGGAGAGCGUGGCCACCAUGAUGGACACCUUGUUCCAGCUGAUCCGCAGGGGACAGCUCACUGCACCAGCCUACACAGAGGUCCCACUGCAGGACUACAGGGCAGCACUGGAGGUGGCCAUGAAGCCCUUCACGUCCUCCAAGCAGAUCCUGCUCCUCUGA